Hylaeus volcanicus is the source of this 3079-nucleotide messenger RNA. RefSeq lists its product as uncharacterized. Gene Ontology annotation, cellular component: Noc1p-Noc2p complex; Noc2p-Noc3p complex; nucleolus. The record is from RefSeq and is a predicted model, not a curated record. The transcript is spliced from 10 exons. NCBI's taxonomy places the organism in Eukaryota, Metazoa, Arthropoda, Insecta, Hymenoptera, Colletidae. Bases 475 to 2916 code for a protein of 813 amino acids. Gene Ontology annotation, biological process: ribosomal large subunit biogenesis.
UCGCUAUACAAAAAAAAUAUUUAGGCGAAUGAAACCUUGAUGGAAAAUUGCAAACGCUGUCCCAUGGGAUUUAAACUAUCAAAAAGUCCCUCCGCUACACAUGUGUUAUACUUCAGUAACAUGUAGCAUUAAAACAAAUUCUGUUUUUAAACUAUAAAGAAAAUGAGAGUUUUUAAAACCGUCACAUAAAAAGAAAAAAAAAAUCUGUAAAUAUACAUGAUUUUCUUGUAACUAAAAUUUAUGUAUGCUUCUGUUCAAAGAACUCUUAAUUAAGAUACAGUUAUAAAAGAACAGUGUAUUACAACUUUAAUACUGACACGUCUACCAAUAAGUAUGAUUUGGUUUUUGGUUACAUGAAUUUGGUAAAUAUUUUUUCCAUACCCGUUUAGAGUUUUAACUGUCACAGUGGACAGGGGUCCUAAGUGUUCAUAACGUUUUAACGUGUAGUACUAAAAACGGAGUGUGUGUUUCACAAUGCGUGGUAAAAGAGGCUCGAAAAACAAGUCGUCGGAUGCACGCCGUGUGAAAGCACAAAAAAAACAAGAAAGUGCAGACGUUCAUUCUUGUCAGGAAGAAUCAUUAUAUGAGAGCAUCCGUAAUUUAAAAACAAUUGAUCCAGAUUUUUAUGCAUUUUUGCAAGAAAAUGAUAAAGAGAUUUUGGAGUUUUCUAAAGAGGUUAACAUCACGCCGUCUGAAGAUCCAAAAAAAAAAAAUUCAAUUUGUUACGACGCUGGUUUAAAAUUUGUCGAGCAAGGAGUACGUGAACCGAUCGUUGAGUCGUUUUUCGAGUUGUUGCACGCUGCUGAAUUCAACACUUCGUUUCACUCAAUUCGCUCUGUUAUUAACGUUUUUCGUAAUGUCGUUAACACCUACAAUGAAAAAAAUGUUCUUCCUUCAAGUGAUGCUUUCUUAUCUACCCUUUUAAAAGAUAAAAAACAAAAAAAAAAAAGUAACAAGGAUAUUUCUUUCAAUACAUCCGAAGUGAAACCUGAGACCAGAAUGCAAGGCAAAGUUAAAUCAAUAAAUAGUAUAACAAAUGCGUCGAGCGAAAAAGACGAAACAAAUCAAGUGUCGUUAGAUUCUUAUUAUUGUAUUAUUAAGAACACCAUUGACAAAUUUGAUUCCCUUGUAUCUAAAAUUUUUGAUUUACGUGCGGUAGACAAAGCGCUACCGCCGCAAGAGCCUUGUUCAGUUUGGUUACCAAAAAAAAGUAGUACCCCUCUAAAAAUGGUGAAUUUCUUGGAAAAGUUUUGGUUAACAAUGGCAACACUUCUAAAGCAAUGUCUACUACACAUUGACCAAGCAACAAGUUGUAUUACAAAUGUUUUGAACAAGCUAUCAAAUCAAAGUCUAUUACGCUGGUUGUCUCCAGUUCGAAAACAUAUUCUAGUUGAAUUUGUUGAAAAUUUAGUUAGCGUUUGGUUAUUAGCGCGUCAUUCGAAGGACCAUCACUUGAAAGUUUCACUGGAAGCUUUCACUGUCAUUCAGAGUUUACAAACACUGACGAAAACUUUAAACUUUUGUUGUGCAUGUCAAAAAAAAUCUCACCCAAAAGAGAAUAUAAAUUUUAUUGCGGAAGAGGCUGAGCAGGCUUUUUUAUCACUCAUUUUGAAACGCUAUUUAACGCUUAUUGAGAAAAUAGGAGUUUCAUACUCGUCAAUUUCAGGAUUCAACUUCCUUGAGGAUUGUAUUGUUCAAAUGUGUUCCUUAGCAAAUGAUAAUGUUGUGUAUCGUGUAAUGUUUACUCUUCUCCGAAAAAUAGGAGUCAUGGUACGCAACACUAUGCGAAGCAAAAUACCCCAAAAAAAAGAUGGAAAGAAAAUGAGUAUAGAAAAAAGUGAUGCAAUCAGUCAAAAACGUUUAAAUUCAACGGGACUUAUUUAUCAUUGGUACUUUAUUUUAACCGUCAAGCUAAUAAUACUAGUCAUAUCCGUGAAGCCAAAAACAUUAAAUCUUUUAACGUUUCCUAUAUCCGUUAUAUUAACAUGUGUAAUGCAAAUUAGAUUUAAUAAUCCGAUAUGGUCUCCUUUUAUUUUACAUUGCUUUAAAUUACAAUGUCUUUUAAUGUCAAAGCUCAAUACUUUUGUUCCUUUGGGUUCGCUCUUAUUAAGUUUUGGAGACAUGAUAAUAAAACGUUUAAAACCUCUCAUGCUUGCACAAAAAACAAUAAAGCAAAAGCAACCAGUUAGCGCCUCGUCAAAAUCCUCUCACUAUUCGAAUCCUUCGCAUAUAGGGCGUCCGGCAAUCCAAAGAGUAUCCAAACUACCUUCCUUUGCUCCACCUUCAAAAGGAACAACAAUCGCAAAGUACUUUGACGUAGAUAUGAUUUUAUCUCUCAAAACCUCUAAUAUGGAUAAUAUGGAGGUUUUAGAAUCACAAAUAGAGCGAUGGGUUGAAAUACUCAUUGAUUAUUAUGGGUUGAUUUGCUAUCAUCCUUCUUUCCCAGAAUGCGUAGCCCCGUUUCUGCAAAAUUACAAAACAUUUUGUCGUUCGCAGAGUAACACAUUGUGCAGUGUUUUUUUGAAAUUUGUUAGUCUUUGUGAAAAAACGUGCCACAUUAUUCGUGAAAAACGUUUCAAUCUUGAUCCACUGGCUGUUGAUGGCAGUUUACGGGUGUUGAACUUUACAACUCUUCCUCUAGCUGAUUAUCGUUUGGUUGUGUUGGAGAAGCGUAACGCGGAAUUUAAGCAACGGUUGUUUCUGCAUUUUCAGCGUGGUGAAGUUUUUACUGAACCCUCACAAUCAGCUAUUGCGGAUACUGAAAAACCACUCUCCUUAGUACAGUUACCAACAAAAACAGCACCACUUUGUCCUGACCCUAAUGAUUCUUUUCUAGCGAAAGCAAGUGAUAAGAUUGGGCCACUGAUAAUUCCUUUCAAUCUUGAUUCUGAAAGUGAUGAAUCUGGCGAUAUGUAAAAGACUUUGAUUUUUUUUUGUGUAUUACAUUUUCGUCCAAGCACAUUUUAACAAUUCUUUUUUCAUGUGGCGUGUAACUAGAAAAUACCCUAUUUAUAAAAUUGUAAAGUGGUGAAGUGUACAAGAGAAAACAUAGAACGGUCAUUGUAACACAUCAAGUUCA